AUGGAGGAGACGACGGCCAAGGUUCCGCGCGACGACGCGUCCGUCUACCAGACAGAUGAGCUCCGAGGCUACCUCCUCAAGAAGACGCGCAACGGCAAGUGGCAAAAGCGCUGGUUCGAGACGAACGGAUGCUUCCUGACGUACUACAAGAAGCAAGGCCAGAAGCUCCUCGCGGCCCUCAACCUGCCUCAGGUCGGCGAAAUCGCGCUCUUGCCCGAGACCGCCGAAGAUGGCCCGGGCCUCUUUACGAUCGAGCUCAAUGAUCGGAUAUAUACCAUCAAGGCCAAGGGCCAGGACGACGCUGCGCUCUGGGUCGAGGCCCUUGUGUGGCGCCAGCAAGGUGGCGUCGUCGCGUCGAGCACGACGGCGAUGACCUCCAUGACGGCGCCGGACUCGCCGCCGCCGCCCGCCAAGCCGUCGCAGUUUCCCAAGGAGAAAAAGCUCGACGAUGUCGACACGGCCAAGUCGCCCGGCUGUGCAAAGUGCUGCGUCGUCCAGUAG
This is a messenger RNA of Saprolegnia parasitica CBS 223.65, 501 nucleotides long. RefSeq lists its product as hypothetical. The transcript has 8 exons. Lineage: Eukaryota; Oomycota; Saprolegniomycetes; Saprolegniales; Saprolegniaceae. Bases 1 to 501 code for a protein of 166 amino acids. The record is from RefSeq and is a predicted model, not a curated record.